Messenger RNA from Ornithodoros turicata, 2062 nucleotides. RefSeq lists its product as uncharacterized. The record is from RefSeq and is a predicted model, not a curated record. Lineage: Eukaryota; Metazoa; Arthropoda; Arachnida; Ixodida; Argasidae. Gene Ontology annotation, cellular component: endoplasmic reticulum. The transcript is spliced from 2 exons. Gene Ontology annotation, molecular function: procollagen-proline 4-dioxygenase activity; protein binding. The coding region runs from base 349 to 1746 and encodes 465 amino acids.
AUCACACACACGCGCCGGGAAGCUGUUCGCUCAACGCUAUCGUCAAAGGAACAACCGAACCAUACACGCCAGAGAGUCAUUGCAUUAGACGCCAACGCAUGUUUCGCGUGGACGACGACAGCAGCACCCCUCUACGCAGUAGAACAGUCUAGGAUUGGAGCCAGGAAGAAAAAACACGAACCAUGACAACUAUGGGUGCUUUCGGGGACUCAGCCAUGCUCAUCUGGAGCAUUCAGGUAUUGGCACUGAUCAAACCAAUCUCACCCUCUCUAGAUCACCAUCAUGUUGUGAGGUCAGAAAAAAAAAUCCAAGUCAUUCUAUCAGGACACUCAAGGGGAGAUUAUAACGAUGCUUCGGAAAUAUAUAUCGGCCGAACGCGAACGUCUGUAUAAGGUCCGUCUCCAUCUGGAAUCCUUCGAGGCCUCUGUAGAAACUGCGGGUGCUGUCGAGCCUGAGGAAUACUUUGGGCUUCCCAUGAACGCGUUCCUCACCAUUAAAAGACUCGCUGUGGACUACCACGAGAUAGUGGAUCUGGCCACUGACGACCGAAAUGCCAACAUCCUUCUGGGAAAGAGAACCGCCGCUCACAAGGAACGAAGGUUGGUCUUGCCUACCAGAGAGGACAUAUUGCGUUCCACAGCUCAGGUUAUCAAUUUUCAACGACAACGUGCUUACACCUCUAGCGCUAUUGUGAGGAUCGUUUCCAAUAUGGCUAACAAUACUGUGACACUGACUGCUCGAGACUGCAAAGAAUUAGGCGACGCAUCGAACACCAUGAACGACAAGAAAGCAGCGAAAGAGUGGAUGGAAAUGGCACAACGUUUAUCCAGGAAUGACGGAUACAUUAUUGGCAUGGAAUACAUGGCCAUGCUUGCGCACAAACGUAGCCGACAUGCUCAGGCGGUAAGUUACGCCAACAAGAUACAAUAUAUGAACCCUGGCCAUGCAAGAUCCCUCUUGAAACUCGAGCGUUACGUGCAGGCAGUGGAAAAGCCGUAUUCUGGCUGCAGAGACCCGUUAAUUUACAACUUCGGAACUUUUGUUCGGCACAACGUGCAGUCCACACAGAAGUGUUUUUGGUUGACCUACAAGCAUGCUAGUGUUCUCCCCGUCCGUAUCGAUGUUGAGCAUUUGCAAGGUCAACCGGACAUGUUCGCGUAUAAUAACCUGCUGAGUCUGAAAGAGCAGUGGGUGUUGUGGAGAACUCUGCUUCUGCACGAACCGGGUGCCUGCAAAGGUCAGCACAACGAUUGUGACGAGGUUGCAUUGGCUGAACGUAUAUUGCAUUCGCUGGCAGAAAGGUUCCAAACUGCGUCAGGGCUCAGCGUAGUACAGACUCAAGGGUUCUGGCGUUUGAUACGAGUGAAUUGCAGCGAGCAUACCGUCUGGCUCAACGCGGGCCAUAAUCUGGAAAGGCAACCGUUGGCGACGUGGUGGACAUUCCUGGGUUACAGUCACGAGUUUAGCCUUACCACAAACUUGAAGCUCAGCAGAGGCGCAUCUGUGCUCCGAUACCACGUGACGGGGCAGAACGUGCGAGACGACGCUCUCCUGCAGUUUUCGUGUCGCGGUGUGUGGGUCAUCUUGGUCAAACGUGUUAUGCUUGAAGAUCAGCCACAAUUCCUCUUUCCUUGGACAAAGUGGAAGGACGCAGGAUCUCGUGGCUAUCAGCGCCGCUGCGAAGCGCUUCCACGCACUCCACCAAAAGGUGCAUGGACGCAGGAAAGUUGUUCCCAACGGAAAUAGACUUUGCACUCUCGUUAUUAUCCCCAACUUAUUGUCCCUUUUCCAUCUUGCGUACAUGGGCUUCCGAAAUGGGAACUACUGCGCCUGUCGCAAAUCAUGCGGUCACGACAUUUGAUACUCGCGUUCCAGUAGGAUGUGCACAUGUUUGUUAUGCAGAGAAAAGUCGUCUUCAACCUCUUGUUACUAUUAUGACUCUUAUAUGUGGGGUGUAUCGUUGUGACUUCUGGACAUCAAUCAGUUUAUACGCAUUGAUUCCCUACUUUGCUAUGUUUUUUUUUUUCGUCUGUUAAGAUCCCAAUAAACGUGAGAAGAUUAA